Ostreobium quekettii is the source of this 621-nucleotide messenger RNA. Lineage: Eukaryota; Viridiplantae; Chlorophyta; Ulvophyceae; Bryopsidales; Ostreobiaceae. The record is from the annotation of a GenBank genome assembly.
AUGGUGAGCCACAACAAUGUGGUCCCCAAUGCCCACUUCAAGAAGCACUGGAUGCGCCGCGUGAAGACAUGGUUCAACCAGCCAGCGCGCAAGGCCAGGAGAAAGAGAGCCAGGGUCCUGAAGGCGAAGCGGACGUUUCCCCGCCCAUUGAAGAGCCUCAGGCCCGUUGUGCGGUGUCCCACCGCGAAGUACAACAAGCGCCAGAGGCUCGGCAGGGGAUUCACCCUGGAAGAGUUGAAGGAGGCCAAGAUCCCACCCAAAUUUGCCGCUACCAUCGGCAUAUCUGUUGACCACAGGAGGAGGAACCGAUCGUUGGAGAGCCUCCAGAUGAAUGUUGCGCGACUGAAGGCCUACAAGAGCAAUUUGAUGAUCAUCCCACGCAACAAGAAGCACCCCAAGCCUUUCGAAUGCUCGAUGGACGAGGUCAAGACAGCAACCCAAGCGCUUGGGAAGAUCAUGCCUGUGGAGAAGGAGAAGCCUGCUGUGGAGUAUGCUGCAGUGACAGAGGAAAUGAAGAAUUUCCGAGCCUACACCAAGCUUCGCAUUGCGCGAACCAACCAGAAGCUGGCGUACAAGCGCGCCAAAAAGGCCGAAGAGGAAGCGGAGAAAGCCAAGAAGUGA